Molecule: messenger RNA, 258 nt
Organism: Opisthorchis viverrini
Lineage: Eukaryota; Metazoa; Platyhelminthes; Trematoda; Opisthorchiida; Opisthorchiidae
Exons: 2
Coding region: 1-258 (85 amino acids)
Source: RefSeq, a predicted model, not a curated record
AUGGCCGACAAGCCUUCGCAUUGCCUACGGAGGCAGUCAGCCGCAAAGUAUAAUUUUUCCAACUACCAACGAUUUAUCCCGCAUUAUUUCGUUUCUCACGCGACAUCAGAAGCCGUGACGGAACGUCCUGCAGAUUGUCAGUCGAACGAUCCGUCGCUUAUGGCAAAGAAUCAAAGAAUACAUAUCAAUUUCACGAAGGGCUCGAGAAGAGAAACAUGUGACAAGCACUACAGCCAGUCAUCUGACCGACAGGGCUAA